AUGAUCCAUCCAAAAAUCUCUUCACCUUCCUAUUCUACACUACGAAAAAGACGACGAACUAGUAGUGGCAAAACAUUAGUCGGAUCGGCCAAAUCAGUACGACAAUAUGAGAAAGCAAUUUCAACAGAAUCAGAAGAUCCAGUUCCUAUACGUUUUGCAGAUUUGUACAAACAAGAAAAAGCACGAGUUGAAAUGGGCUAUAUGUAUAAUAAAAAGAAAAAAUCAUAUUUAAUUGCACCUGAUACUUUAAUACCUAAUUCAGUUUUCCGUACAGUGUUCAAAAAAAAACAAACAAAACCAGCUGAAGUAAAAGCAUUUCAAUUAAGAUUGAAUAAAAAUUAUAAAAAUUCCAAUGAUCAAGAUGAUGAUGAAUGGAUGGAUAUAGCAGAUCCUGAUGGUGCAUCAGAACCAACUAGUACAAAAAAAUCAAAAGGAACACUUGUAUCAAAUAAAAAAGAUACCAUACCAGAUAUAUUUAAACGAAUGCAAAAUGAACCCUGGUGGAAACAAACAAAAGAUGAGAAACAUAGUCUUCGUUCUAUGCUACUUUAUUUAAUUGAAAUUCUUAAAUUAAAACAAGUUGAUUCGUUCGAAUCAGCAUGUUAUUAUGUUACUGAAAUAUUUCGAACUACUGGUAUCGAGCCAAUACUUAUCAAUCAAAUUCUUGAUAUUCUUCUGAGUCACUUAGCAAAAGAUGAACAUGAUCCUUUAGAGGUAUAUGCCAUUCGUACAAUUUCUGAAUUUAUGAUUGAACGAAAAGAUAUUAUUGUUCGAUUACUUGAAUAUGUACUUAAUUGUCAACCGACUGAUAUUUUUCGACAAGAAGCUAUUAAUGCAAUUAAAUUUAUUACUGAUGUUAAUAAUUCAGAUGAUAUUGAUUUAAUUCUUGAUGAUAUGUCUAUCGUUCAUAAUUCUCCUGAAGAUAAUUUUUCAUUAAAAAUGAUUAUAGAAGGAAUCGAAAAUAGGAAAACAACCGAAUCAAAAGCAGUUAAUCAAGAUGAAGAAAAUCAUGAAAUACAUCCAUUAUUAAAAAAAAUUUCUGAGGAACGAUGGUUUCCUCGAGGAAAUUUUCCGCUUACUCUCGAUUAUGUACUUGAUGCAAUUAUAGAGAAAUUACCAAAUGCAACAAAAACAAUGCUUAAAACAUUAACGACACAUUUUGUUCAAUUACAUCACGUUAUUGGUUAUUCCAACGAACAAUUUGGUCGAGUUUCAAAUGCUAUUAUAUUACUUUUAUCACAUAAUGAUGCUGAUCAUCGAUUAAUAACUGCAUCAAGUCUUGUUAAUCUUGGCCGAGAAACAAAAGCUAUUGAUAUUGCAUUAUUAAAUUCAUUUUUAAAUGAUCCUCGAAUUCUUGUUCGAACAGAAUGUUGUGAAUCAUUAAAAAAAUUAACAAGCAUUAUGUCCGAUACGGUAUUAACUGAUUGUGCAAAUGAUAUUUCAUAUAUACAGACUUUACCAGAAGAAAAUUUUAGUCUUCAAAGUUAUUUACAAGAAAAAAAUCGUUUACCAACACCACCACCAUCACUAUCUGUUAAUCAAUCACCAUUAAUAAUAGAAGAUCAAAGCAAUGAAGAAAAUAAUAUUCAAAUAAAUGAAGUUGAACAAAAUUUUAUUAUUAAUGAAAUAGAAAAGAAUAAAGAUACUACUUCUAGAACUCGUUCUUGUUCAUCUUCGUCUCAAAUUAUUGAAGAAGUAUCAAUGUUAAAUAAUUCUUCUCUACCAAUACAAACUGAACCUAAUCAAUUGAGUGUUCCCUCAAGUUUUAUUUCAUCAAUGACACCCGUACAACCAACAAUUCGUGUAGAAAUUAAUGAAAAACGAACUUCUGAUACACCACAUGUAUCAAGAUCUCGAAAAGAACGAGCACCAAGUGAAACAAAACGACAAAAACAAACUCCUAAUUUAGAUGAAAUUAAAGCAAAACAGCCAUCACUUUUACCAAACGAUACAAAUAUGUGGGAUUCAUAUGCGAAACAAAAUGGUACUAAACAUGAAAAAGAAAACAAUCUAAAUUUAAUAUUAUUUGUUAUUUUAUUUAUUUUAGAAACUACUGAACAGAAAGAUAUUGAUGAAUCUCCAGUGAAUAUUGUUCCUGAACCACAAAUAUUAAUUAAUAAUCAAGAACAAAUCAAUGAUCCAAUUCAAACAAUUCUUGAAGAACAUAAAAGAACUGUUGGUUUUUAUCGUAUGAUACAAAAUCGUCGUAUACUUAUACCAAAAAAAAUUUCUAUGAGUAAUACUUUUUGUGAUCAUUCACAUAUGAUUAUUAAUCAAGAUUCAUUACAAUUAUCAUCACGUAUACAAAAUACAAUGAAUUUAUCGAAUUUAAAUCAUAAUCAAAAUCAAUUAAAUGAAGUUGAAUUUAUACAAUUACUUUCAUCACUUGUUGUACGUGCUUUACAAGUACAUAGACAACAUGAAAAAAUUAUUCCAGGUUUAUCGACAGGAAAUUUUGCAAAUGCAUUAAGUAUUUCACCAAUGCAAAUACAUACAUCAUCAAAUACAUAUCAAUUACAUGUAAACUCUCCAACAAAAUUACCACAUAUUAUACAUCAACGACCAACAUCAAGACAAUUUGCUCAUAUUCAAUCGACUGCACAAAGAAAAGCUGCAAAAGAAGGUAUCAAUAUUCAGAAAGCUCAAAGUAUAGAAGGUGCAUUAUCAAAUCUUAUGAAAACUAAUCGAGAACAAAAAAAAUCAAAAUUAAUAUCCUCAACACCAUUAAAUCUUUCAAGUUUGAAACAGAUGGAUGUAACUCAUGCUUGGCUUCUUGUUCAAUUAUUAAAAUCUCAAGGAACACUUAAUUCAGAAAAUUAUCUUCAAAAAAUUAUUCAGUCUUAUCCAAAAUUUAUUCCAUUACUUCAUACAAGAAUACCACAAAAUCUUGUUCCUAUUAUUUGGAAUGAUCCAAUUGUUAAACAAAUUGCAUCAAUAUUUAAUAAUAAUAAACAAGAUGAAUCAACUGUUGAAAGUUCUUCGACUAAACAAACUGAUACAAAACAAUCAAUACCAAACAUAGAUGAUGAGUAUGAAGUAAAUGAUUAUAAUUAUACAACAGUCAUAUCUCGUGAUAAUCAUAGCAAGAGAUUUUUACCACCUAUUCGUGGUUCAAAAAUCCAUCUUCCACAUCAUGUUCUUAAAUUUGGUUUUCGAGAAAUCGAAAUGAAUCCAUCCGAAUCACCAAAUAAUAUGUUACAUGAAGAAAAUCAAUCAAAAUCACGUAAACGUCGAAUUUGUGUGCAUCUUAUGAUGUCGGCUAACGAAAAUGUGUCUGAUCGGUAUGAGUCUGUCAAAAGUCAAUUACGACAUAUGGUUAAAACUGAUUACCAAACGACUUCAUUUAUGCCUAUUGUAUCACGACCUCCUAUGUGUCAUUAA
This is a messenger RNA of Rotaria sordida, 3381 nucleotides long. The record is from the annotation of a GenBank genome assembly. NCBI's taxonomy places the organism in Eukaryota, Metazoa, Rotifera, Eurotatoria, Philodinida, Philodinidae.